This is a messenger RNA of Cotesia congregata, 1146 nucleotides long. The record is from the annotation of a GenBank genome assembly. Lineage: Eukaryota; Metazoa; Arthropoda; Insecta; Hymenoptera; Braconidae.
AUGAGUAACACAACAAUGGGUGACGUUGAAUCUACAGCUUCUUCAGUGGUGUUUAGCUCGACGAUUGGGACUAUCAGAGAAACCAGCACGAUUAUCAAUGACAUUGAGCCGACUCCAAUAUUUCUCCAAACAAGAGCCGCUCAGGGAAUUUCUGGAGCCUUUGUAUGGCUUGCGCUAUUCCUUACUUGCCAACAGAUUUAUCAGCACCUGAGGUGGUACACAAACCCAACGGAGCAGCGAUGGAUCGUCCGUAUUCUGUUCAUCGUCCCGAUUUACGCGACUCACUCUUGGAUCUCUCUGUUGUUCUUCAACAACGAGAGCUACUACGUGUACUUUUUUACAGUCCGUGACUGCUACGAGGCGUUUGUAAUUUACAAUUUUUUGUCACUGUGCUACGAGUACCUGGGAGGCGAGGGGAACAUCAUGUCGGAGAUCCGGGGCAAGCCGAUACGCUCGAACUGCCUCUACGGCACCUGGUGUCUGGUCGAAAAAACCUACACCAUCGGAUUCCUCCGGUUUUGCAAGCAAGCAACCCUGCAGUUCUGCCUGGUCAAGCCCGUCAUGGCGUUUGUUAUUAUCAUCCUGCAGUCGCUGGGCCACUACAGAGACGGAGACUGGUCUCCGGACGGCGGAUAUAUCUACAUAACUGUUAUCUAUAAUAUCAGCGUCUCACUAGCCCUCUACGGACUCUUUUUGUUUUACUUUGCCACUCGGGACUUGCUUACGCCUUUUGAGCCAGUUCUUAAAUUCUGCACUAUCAAGAAAAUGCUUUUCGCGGCAAUAGCUCUUCGUUAUGCUUUUCCGUACCAAGUUUAUGCGGCCGGUUGUGUCACCGAUUCCCGAGGCCGAAGUGUCACUAUGCAAAGCAUCAGCAGCAGCUUAAAGGAAACAAUGAACCCCAAGGACAUUAUGACUGACGCCAUCCACAAUUUCCAUCCUCAAUACCAGCAGUAUACACAAUACAGUUCUGGUGGUACUAAGAACCAGAGGGGUAUGAGAGUCUCAAGCUUUGACCCAGAUGAUCCCCAGAAUAUGCCAGUUCCACCACCGCAGAGACGCAACACUUCUCAUCAGCGUGUUGCUACUAUUUCCCAAAAUUAUAAUGAAAAAACUAUGCUGCUAAGUAGUGACGAUGAAUUCCAGUAG